AUGUCAAUGACUGAUUUAAUGUUCGCCAACUUCGAGAAUGAGUCUUUGCAUUAUGUUUCAAAUGGGCAAGACCACAAGAUACAAAGUAAUACGAUAAUGAGUACCGAGAAACCUCAAUCCAAUUUUGCCAUUGACUUUUUAAUGGGUGGUGUUUCUGCCGCUGUCGCCAAGACAGCAGCAUCACCUAUUGAAAGAGUUAAAUUAUUAAUUCAAAAUCAAAAUGAAAUGCUUAAGCAAGGUACCCUAGACACCAAGUACAAGGGUAUUGUUGAUUGUUUCAGAAGAACCGCUCAACAAGAAGGUAUAAUUUCAUUUUGGAGAGGUAACACGGCCAAUGUUAUUAGAUAUUUCCCAACACAAGCAUUGAAUUUUGCCUUUAAAGACAAGAUUAAAUUGAUGUUUGGAUUUAAGAAGGAAGAUGGUUAUGGGAAAUGGUUUGCCGGUAAUUUAGCCUCUGGUGGUGCUGCUGGUGGGUUAUCAUUAUUAUUUGUUUACUCUUUAGAUUUUGCUAGAACUAGAUUGGCCGCUGAUUCCAAAUCUUCCAAGAAGGGUGGUUCUAGACAAUUCAAUGGGUUAAUCGAUGUUUACAAGAAGACUUUGAAAUCUGAUGGUGUUGCUGGUUUAUACAGAGGGUUCUUACCAUCAGUUGUUGGUAUUAUCGUUUACAGAGGUUUGUAUUUUGGUCUUUAUGACUCCAUUAAACCUGUGCUAUUGACAGGUUCUCUUGAAGGUUCCUUCUUAGCUUCAUUCUUGUUGGGUUGGGUUGUCACUACAGGUGCUUCUACAUGUUCUUACCCCUUGGAUACUGUGAGAAGAAAAAUGAUGAUGACAUCUGGCCAAGCGGUUAAAUAUAAGGGUGCCUUUGAUUGUUUCAAGAAGAUUGUUGCCGCUGAAGGUGUCGCAUCUUUGUUCAAGGGUUGUGGUGCCAAUAUCUUGAGAGGUGUUGCCGGUGCUGGUGUCAUCUCCAUGUACGAUCAAUUGCAAAUGAUCUUAUUUGGUAAGAAGUUCAAAUGA
This is a messenger RNA of Naumovozyma castellii, 1014 nucleotides long. RefSeq names its product ADP/ATP carrier protein AAC3 (gene AAC3). Bases 1 to 1014 code for a protein of 337 amino acids. The transcript has a single exon. The record is from RefSeq and is a predicted model, not a curated record. NCBI's taxonomy places the organism in Eukaryota, Fungi, Ascomycota, Saccharomycetes, Saccharomycetales, Saccharomycetaceae.